GAGAAAUGGAAUUUAACAACUCGAGAACAUAUCCUGGGCCAAAAUAUGGCACUUCGCCUUCGAAGACGACAAAUAAAUCAUCACAGGUAUUCGCUCUUUGUCAAGAGUACUUUGAGCAGCUGAAUACAGAAAAAAUUGAGGAAAAGUUUGAGAAAUUAAAGGAAUAUUUAAGCAAGCCUGAUGAAGAUGAGACCCCUGAAAUUCCUAUUGAAAAGUACACAGAGUAUUACCUCAAGCAGAGGUAUGCAUUAUCGUCGGAGAAGCUAGCCUGCCAGGACCCUCUUGGAUUUGGCACAUUUGCAAGUGUACAUGAAGUUGAUAGGAUUUUUGAUUAUAAAAUCUAUAAUGUGGAAGAGACACAGAUUACUACAAGUCUAGCUGCUAAAAGAUCUAAUAAAUCAAAGAAUAGCCUUAGUGGUAUUAUAAGAAGAGAUAUAUCAGCAGAGAUUAAGCAGCUUGAGAAAGAACUAGCCAAACAGACUAAAGCCAAUAAAGCAAUACUGAAAAAUAUCAAAUGAGAGACUGAUAAAAAGAGAGUUGGCAACGAAAUCGAGCCAAAACCUGACAGCACUCACAACUUGCUUUACCUUAAACUCACCGUUGAAAAACUUGAGCUCAAACAAAUUGCUGAAAGCCUUGUACAAGUCUACUCGAGAAGACUUCUAAACAAGAAGAAAGGCAAAGCCUCCUAUAAGCCCACGUAUGAAUACAAGAUUUUGUUCGAUGAGUCCGUCAGAAUUCCUCCUCUGUGGGUCAACCAAGAGAUUUUGGCCAUGCUUAAUGGGGCCAAAACCUCACCUUUGACUGGUAUAAAUGAGAUUAAGGCAGAUGGGAAGAAGAGAGAUAUUAAGAAAUAUUGGAAGCAAACUGAAGAGAAUGGCAGUGAGUAUGGGUUUUGCCACCAAUGUAAGCAGAAUAAGCCGAAGGUUAUAUUAGCAAGUUGUAGUUAUAAUUCAGCUGAUUAUGGCCAUGCUGUCCCAUCCUUCAUGCUAGUCAAGAACAUCAAGGCGUUUAAUGUAGAACCGUACAAUACUCAAGCUAUAAAUUAUGCUAUUGCAAAUUGUGGUUUCAAGUCGAAAUAACUCUUGAAUUCAAACAGGGUCUAAUAUUAAUGACUCACAUUGUCAAACGAUGCAAGGACAAUUUUGCUCCCAGAAAGAAAAAUUGGAUAGAAAAUAAGACCAAAAUUUCAAGGAACAAAAGAAACAAGUGAGGUAGUGACAAGAAAUCAACUGGUGUUUAUAACCAAGACAUGGAGUCGUCAAAAUCUAAUAAGAAGAUAGCUUCACAUCACAAUGCUAAUUUUGAGUAUUACGAGUGCAACAGAAUGUACUGCAGUUUUUGUCUUAAAAUUUACUACGAUCUAUCUCUAAGCGACUGUAAAUCUAAUUGGAUAUGACCAUUCUGCCAAGGUAUUUGCCACUGCUCAAGAUGCACUCGCCAGGACCAACUAGUUAAGAUGAAAGCUCUGUUAUUUAGUGAAGGUGGGAACCUUGAUCACUUAUUCGAAUCACCGAACAAGAUACACCAAAUAAUCGCUGAAAACUACGUUCGGACUGAGAAACUGAUGUAUAACAUCACAGAUGAGGGCCAGAAACCUCCUUCACCCAUAAAGCCAGUGAAGAAAAGUGUACAACUGAACUUCGCAUGCGACUCAACUUCUGAAUCCCUACAGGCUAGUGGUUGCACUACAGUGGCACAAGAGCUUCAAGAGCUAGAGGAAAAGCGGGACAGAAUCGUGAAAAUGCUUGAAAGCGUCAAGAAGAUCAAGCAAGAUGAGAAGUAUGUCCUCGGUGGCCCUGGCGGCCAGGCCAGGGCCACCGAGGCUCUUAAAAUAGCUCAGAGCUUGGUUAAGAAAGCUUAA
Messenger RNA from Moneuplotes crassus, 1864 nucleotides. The record is from the annotation of a GenBank genome assembly. NCBI's taxonomy places the organism in Eukaryota, Ciliophora, Spirotrichea, Euplotida, Euplotidae.